AACAUGAGUAAAUUGCAUUCGAAAACGGAAACUAAAGAGACUGGUUCCACUAUACGAACCAGAAGUAUACUAAUGGCAUCCACUUCUACGUCUUUCCUUCGACCCUCUAAGGUGGUUCAGGAACCGUUGCAGAGCUUUUUGACGCAUAGCAGCUAUGAGGGGUCCUGGAGCAACAAAGUGCACACCAUGGAUGGCUUUGGCUGCUAUCGUUAUCCCGAUGGCAGUGAAUAUCGGGGCUGCUUUCAACGCGGCAAGUUUCAUGGAUACGGGCAACUGAAGCUUGCAGCACCCUACAAGUUCAAUAUGAAGGGGCACUUUGUUGAGGGAAAACUAAAGAAUAUUUCGGAUAUGUGGUUUGAAGAUGGUCUGCACGUAGAGGGUACUUUCGAGGACGGACAUCUUAACUGCAAGAAUUGGAAAUAUCUGUCGGAGAGUGAUCGGCGUUAUCAGGGGGAGUUGACCUAUGGCCAACAGCCGGUGGGACCAACCUCGUACUUGACAAAAAACCCCUUGGCGCGUUCCCUCAAUACUGAUAACUAUGAUGCGGAGGAGGGUAUGUUCAAUUCAAAAACGGGCUGGCUCACUGAUCGCAAGCCGCCAUUCAGUCAAACCUUCUAUGUGAACUGUGACGAGGAUAAGGCAUGGAUAAUGCGCCAUUGUCGAAAAGGAUGCGAUACAUCCACUAAUUCCAUGGAGCCUGAGGCACGAUUCUGUCGUCAGAUUAUAAAUAACAAUUUGGAGGAUGAAAAUAUUAGGCAGGCCGAACUCUGUCUAUUUUCGCCAGCCAAUAACCUUGAUUUUGAUCGUAAACGCUACUUUCACAAGCUGUGUGAACAAAUUGACGAACAGUCUUCCAAUUCAUCUGACGAGGCAAAUUCCUCUAGCACCGAGUCCGAUAUUAAUGUCGGGGAUAGCAGUUGUGAUACUCAGAGUUUCAGCGACGACUCGCUUAGUGAGAGUGUGGAUAAGUCCGUUCACGAUAUCGAACGCAUGGACUCUCGUGAUUUCAAUUUGAAUGUGGUGCAAAGUAAUCUCACACGUGGUCCCAUAACAGCUGUGAACACUCAACAUUCGACUUUUCAAUUGUAACGUUCCAUGAUGGGUUAUUUGCGAUGGAAAAAUAUUUCAUAGUAUAGUACUCUUCAUUUGAAGUCAUUUGAAAUUUGUCACAGGUUUUUCGAGUUUAUUUUGAGAAAAUCUGUUUAUUUUUUGUACAGGAAUGAUUGAAUUGAAGAAAGCGUUUGCCCAAAUAGGACCCAUUUUUAGGUAGAACCCUAGUUUAAUUUCAUGCGAAAACUUGUCCAUCCAGAAAAGAAAUAAAAUAUAAAAUUUUAAA
Messenger RNA from Scaptodrosophila lebanonensis, 1336 nucleotides. RefSeq lists its product as uncharacterized. The record is from RefSeq and is a predicted model, not a curated record. The transcript has a single exon. Bases 4 to 1089 code for a protein of 361 amino acids. Lineage: Eukaryota; Metazoa; Arthropoda; Insecta; Diptera; Drosophilidae.